AUGGAGCACUCAUCGCAAUCUGUACGAGAUGCGUGCACCUCCCCAGAUGCUUUAUUUUCAACGCCCCAGGAUGAUCUCCUACGCAUGAUCUACUGCGAGUUUACCCAUGACAUCGACCGUCUUAAAAGAGCAUAUUCAAUUCGCGACGAGCAGUCAAUAUCUCGGACGAGAAACUCUCCUUCUUAUAUCCUAUACCAAGCAGAUUAUGAUGAAGUGAAUCGAACGCUUGUGGGGUUCUUAUCGCUACGUUGGAUUCACCUCGGGCAAUACGAGAACUUUGUCGGAUCUCAGCCACACGAUGCCCAACUGACAAGAGAGUCAUUCAAAUGGAUCCAGGAGUUUUACAAUGAAGUCAUCGCAGACUCGGAUGCGCUUUAUGCAUUGAUAACCUCGAUAAUAAUCAAUGAUUUGGGCAAAGACCCCCAAUUGGCAUCCGAUUAUUACGAGAUGACCGGCACCGAUAUCGCAUAUCUCAAUCACGAUGCAAUACUUCUGAAGGCCUGUCAAGCCGGGCUCAUUUUUUCACUGGAAAAGUUGCCUCCUCAAUAUAAAGACGACCUUAUCCGCGGUAUGGAGCUCGGCGCUACAUUCAACUUUGGUCAGAUGGCACAAGCAGAAAAUGUGCCCGCCUGUUUAUCAGGCUUGUAUCUCAUGAAAGAACGCCCCAAUUGCUUUCAGAUGCGCUUUAUGGAGCAGUUACUUGAUAUCGCGGGUGCAGCAGGACAUAUGGAUUACACCUGUGCGAAGAAAUUGAUCCAGCCGAUAUUUGAUUCUUAUCGGAAUGUUUAUGAUGCAUGUCAAAGUAUCAUCGCGGGGACAUCGAAUACUCGAGCUGGAUAUGAUAUGAUUCUUGAUCGACGAUCAGAGACUCUUCAUGCAGUGGGAUUCAGGUUGGUGGAUAUCGGCAACUCAGAGGACCGAGCUCUUAUGCGAUUGUUAUGCAUGGGAAAUGUUGUGACACAUGACAAGGCGUCUCUAUUCCAGAAGACAUGGGACUCUCUUGAGAUGAGCACAAGGAGGGUGUUGGUAUCCUCACUUAAUAUGGAUGGCCGAAGUGGUGAACCUGCAGUUCAACCCACUUAUAUGCCUGCGUUCUUGAGUCGGAUUAAAGAUGAACGGUCACUGACGCAUGCUUUAUGCUAUCUUGCUCGAGUCAUGACUCUAGCACUGGCAAAGCCAGUAGACCCGCCGGCGUCGGUACUGGUUAUGGAGCGGUCUUUGCUAGGCGUGAUGAAGACAUAUGUUGAACCAGGUGAAUUCGAUAAAGACCCAGCUAUCCUGGACAGGAUCGAUGUGCCUGAAGGGGUAGUCGCUGUAACCAUAUAA
Penicillium malachiteum is the source of this 1326-nucleotide messenger RNA. RefSeq lists its product as uncharacterized. The record is from RefSeq and is a predicted model, not a curated record. The coding region runs from base 1 to 1326 and encodes 441 amino acids. NCBI's taxonomy places the organism in Eukaryota, Fungi, Ascomycota, Eurotiomycetes, Eurotiales, Aspergillaceae. The transcript has a single exon.